UCAGAGAGUGAGUGCACCCCUCGACAGCAGCUCCUGGAACACUUCCUGCGCCAGCUUCAGAGGAAGGAUGCCCAUGGGUUCUUCACUUUCCCAGUGACAGACGCCAUCGCUCCAGGUUACUCUGUGAUAAUUAAACACCCCAUGGAUUUCAGCACCAUGAACGACAAGAUCACAGACAACGAGUACAAAACCGUCACAGAGUUCAAGGCCGACUUCAAGCUGAUGUGUGAUAAUGCCAUGGUGUAUAACCGUCCAGAGACCGUUUACUACAAGGCUGCCAAGAAACUGCUGCACACUGGCUUCAAGAUGAUGAGCAAAGAGCGGCUGUUAGCACUGAAGCGUAGCAUGUCUUUCAUGCAGGACAUGGAUUUCUCUCAGCAGGCGGCCAUUUUAGGGGAGGAGGACUUGGCGUCUGAGGAGCCCCCUCCGGAGGUCAUCUCCAUGCCCGUGGAGUCGGCGUCGGCCAAGAAAUCCAAGAAACCCAAAGACAUGAAAGAUAUGAAGGAAGUCAUCAGCAGUUACCUGUAUGAGCCAGAGGGAAACGCCUGCAGCCUGACUGACAGCACAGCGGAGGAACACGUUCUGGCCCUGGUGGAGCACGCUGCAGAUGAAGCACACGACCGCAUCAACCGAUACAUGCCCAACUCCAAGAUGGGUUACCUGAGGAAAGAGCCUGAUGGUAAUCUGUUGUACACUGUAGUGAAUCAGCUGAAUCCAGAAGCAAAAGAGGAGGAGACCCACCCUGUGGACCUGAGCUCUCUGUCCAAUAAGCUCCUUCCUGGAUUAACAACACUGGGUUUCAAAGAUGACAGGAGACACAAGGUGACGUUCCUGAGCAGUACCUACAACACCCAGACCCUGCAGAACAACUCCAUCUACCCAGACCUGCUGCCUGAUGAGAUGGACCUGCUCUACUCAGCCUACGGGGAUGAGACUGGGGUGCAGUGUGCUCUCAGUAUUCAGGAGUUUGUUAAAGGUUGUGGGAACGUUACUAAGCGUUUGGUUGACGGGCUGCUGGAUAAGAUGACUGCAGGGGACCACUCUAAGGCUGUCUACCAGAUCAGACAGAAAAGAAACAUGGUUACCGGACGAACCCAAGAGCAACAUUUACGAUAUGCAGGUAAAAUGGCUGAUGGGACAGGUCUGGGAGAGGGCAGCUCAGUGCUGGACUUCAUGUCCAUGAAGAGCUACUCUGACAUGUCUCUGGAGAUGUCCAUGCUCAACUCUUUAGGGAAGUCAGUGAAGAAGGAGCCGGGGCAUGAAGACGGGGUCAGCCAGCAGCACUUUGAGGAGGCAGCCAAGCUGCUGCAGGAGUUCCAGGAGGGCCAGGUGGAGGGAGGCUCCAGACCCUCCUCUAACCUCUCCUCCCUGUCAGGGACCUCCGACAGGGACCAGCACCACCUGGGGAGUCCCUCACACCUGGGUGUUGGUGACCAGUCUGAGAUGGUUCAUGACCCCUAUGAGUUCCUCCAGUCUCCAGAGCCAGGCUCCACAUCCAACAGCUGACCUAUGAGUUCCUCCAGUCCCCAGAGCCAGGCUCCACAUCCAACAGCUGACCUAUGAGUUCCUCCAGUCUCCAGAGCCAGGCUCCACAUCCAACAGCUGACCUAUGAGUUCCUCCAGUCCCCAGAGCCAGGCUCCACAUCCAACAGCUGACCUAUGAGUUCCUCCAGUCUCCAGAGCCAGGCUCCACAUCCAACAGCUGACCUAUGAGUUCCUCCAGUCCCCAGAGCCAGGCUCCACAUCCAACAGCUGACCUAUGAGUUCCUCCAGUGUCCAGAGCCAGGCUCCACAUCCAACAGCUGACCUAUGAGUUCCUCCAGUCUCCAGAGCCAGGCUCCACAUCCAACAGCUGACCUAUGAGUUCCUCCAGUCUCCAGAGCCAGGCUCCACAUCCAACAGCUGACCUAUGAGUUCAUCCAGUCUCCAGAGCCAGGCUCCACAUCCAACAGCUGACCUAUGAGUUCCUCCAGAGCCAGGCUCCACAUCCAACAGCUGACCUAUGAGUUCCUCCAGUCUCCAGAGCCAGGCUCCACAUCCAACAGCUGACCUAUGAGUUCCUCCAGUCUCCAGAGCCAGGCUCCACAUCCAACAGCUGACCUAUGAGUUCCUCCAGUCUCCAGAGCCAGGUUCCACAUCCAACAGCUGACCUAUGAGUUCCUCCAGAGCCAGGCUCCACAUCCAACAGCUGACCUAUGAGUUCCUCCAGUCUCCAGAGCCAGGCUCCACAUCCAACAGCUGACCUAUGAGUUCAUCCAGUCUCCAGAGCCAGGCUCCACAUCCAACAGCUGACCUAUGAGUUCCUCCAGAGCCAGGCUCCACAUCCAACAGCUGACCUAUGAGUUCCUCCAGUCUCCAGAGCCAGGCUCCACAUCCAACAGCUGACCUAUGAGUUCCUCCAGUCUCCAGAGCCAGGCUCCACAUCCAACAGCUGACCUAUGAGUUCCUCCAGUCUCCAGAGCCAGGCUCCACAUCCAACAGCUGACCUAUGAGUUCCUCCAGUCUCCAGAGCCAGGCUCCACAUCCAACAGCUGACCUAUGAGUUCCUCCAGUCUCCAGAGCCAGGUUCCACAUCCAACAGCUGACCUAUGAGUUCCUCCAGAGCCAGGCUCCACAUCCAACAGCUGACCUAUGAGUUCCUCCAGUCUCCAGAGCCAGGCUCCACAUCCAACAGCUGACCUAUGAGUUCCUCCAGUCUCCAGAGCCAGGCUCCACAUCCAACAGCUGACCUAUGAGUUCCUCCAGUCUCCAGAGCCAGGCUCCACAUCCAACAGCUGACCUAUGAGUUCCUCCAGUGUCCAGAGCCAGGCUCCACAUCCAACAGCUGACCUAUGAGUUCCUCCAGAGCCAGGCUCCACAUCCAACAGCUGACCUAUGAGUUCCUCCAGUCUCCAGAGCCAGGCUCCACAUCCAACAGCUGACCUAUGAGUUCCUCCAGUCUCCAGAGCCAGGCUCCACAUCCAACAGCUGACCUAUGAGUUCCUCCAGUCUCCAGAGCCAGGCUCCACAUCCAACAGCUGACCUAUGAGUUCCUCCAGUCUCCAGAGCCAGGCUCCACAUCCAACAGCUGACCUAUGAGUUCCUCCAGUCUCCAGAGCCAGGCUCCACAUCCAACAGCUGACCUAUGAGUUCCUCCAGUCUCCAGAGCCAGGUUCCACAUCCAACAGCUGACCUAUGAGUUCCUCCAGAGCCAGGCUCCACAUCCAACAGCUGACCUAUGAGUUCCUCCAGUCUCCAGAGCCAGGCUCCACAUCCAACAGCUGACCUAUGAGUUCAUCCAGUCUCCAGAGCCAGGCUCCACAUCCAACAGCUGACCUAUGAGUUCCUCCAGAGCCAGGCUCCACAUCCAACAGCUGACCUAUGAGUUCCUCCAGAGCCAGGCUCCACAUCCAACAGCUGACCUAUGAGUUCCUCCAGUCUCCAGAGCCAGGCUCCACAUCCAACAGCUGACCUAUGAGUUCCUCCAGUCUCCAGAGCCAGGCUCCACAUCCAACAGCUGACCUAUGAGUUCCUCCAGUCUCCAGAGCCAGGCUCCACAUCCAACAGCUGACCUAUGAGUUCCUCCAGUCUCCAGAGCCAGGCUCCACAUCCAACAGCUGACCUAUGAGUUCCUCCAGUCUCCAGAGCCAGGCUCCACAUCCAACAGCUGACCUAUGAGUUCCUCCAGUCUCCAGAGCCAGGCUCCACAUCCAACAGCUGACCUAUGAGUUCCUCCAGUGUCCAGAGCCAGGCUCCACAUCCAACAGCUGACCUAUGAGUUCCUCCAGAGCCAGGCUCCACAUCCAACAGCUGACCUGUGAGUUCCUCCAGUCUCCAGAGCCAGGUUCCACAUCCAACAGCUGACCUAUGAGUUCCUCCAGUCUCCAGAGCCAGGCUCCACAUCCAACAGCUAACCCACACACUGGCAAGUUGCCUCUAACUGGGGUCGCUCUGGUCACAAUACCAGCAUCACUAUACUAUGAUACUCAACUUUCCAAGGCAAAAAAGGAAACAAAACUGUUUUAACUCUUUAAAAACAUGCUUUAUCUAAAAUAUUGUUUUCUGUAGCUUGAAAAACAAACAAAUGUGUCUCUGGUGUAUCUAACAUGAAGACUUCUGAGUAUUGCGAUACUGUUAUUGAGAAACUACUAAGGAGAUGGUAGAAGAUGCCUCUAACUACUGGUCUGAGAUCAGACAUUGUUUGAUGGGUAAUCUGAUCCUAGAUCUGUGGCUUAGAGGAAACUUCUACUCAGAGCUGAUCUGACGUCCUGUAUUUAACCACACUGGUUGUUUUGUUGUCUGACUCUGUGCUCUCAACACACCGGGGACAACGAGAGAGAACCUCAGACAUGUUGUGGAAGGUCAUCAUGAUUGUACAGAUUAUUUGUAUGUGUGCUAUACUUAAGAGAAUAAAGUCGACACAGGUUGUGUUUUUACACAGUACUGUGUCAUCAGGUUGUGUUUUUACCCAGUA
Molecule: messenger RNA, 4453 nt
Organism: Oncorhynchus gorbuscha (pink salmon)
Lineage: Eukaryota; Metazoa; Chordata; Actinopteri; Salmoniformes; Salmonidae
Product: bromodomain-containing protein 9-like
Biological process (GO): regulation of transcription by RNA polymerase II
Cellular component (GO): nucleus
Source: RefSeq, a predicted model, not a curated record